AUGCAAAUCUGCAAGCCGGAAAUGUCUCCGAUGCGCAGGAGUCCAAUGAGAAUCAUAAUUCUCGAAUCGUGUUUAUUCGGAAUUUGUAAUGCUCCAAUCUAUCAGCAUGAUGUGCUAGAUCUGUGGACGUAAGCCG
Molecule: messenger RNA, 136 nt
Organism: Amoebophrya sp. A120
Lineage: Eukaryota; Dinophyceae; Syndiniales; Amoebophryaceae
Source: the annotation of a GenBank genome assembly